Molecule: messenger RNA, 2708 nt
Organism: Saccoglossus kowalevskii
Lineage: Eukaryota; Metazoa; Hemichordata; Enteropneusta; Harrimaniidae
Product: PACRG-like protein
Source: RefSeq, a predicted model, not a curated record
AUGGCGGCCAUGUAAAUUGAUCUUGUAAAGUUUUCCGAAGAAAAACAAAUCGUCAUUCGUGAUCUACAUAUCACCAGUCUAUUUUGCAUUCUUCGCAAAACAACAACCAGGCGAAUACGUAUCAGCCUGCAUCAGUAGGAACCUGUAUAUAGCCAAAGAAUGACGAGUUUUGGACCUCCAAGAGCGUCAUCGGGUGGAAGCAAGUCUAGAAGCAGCAGCGCAGGCUCGACAAGUUCCACGGGGUCAAAACCGUCGUCAGCUGGAAGUAGUGGCAGACCUGUAAAAACUCGACCGUCAGAUCGACUAAAUCCCAAAACGAUCGACCCGUUUAAUGAGAGAGGACCGAAGUCGGCAUUUGCAACGGUGUAUGCGAAUGGAGGCGUUCCAUGCAGACUAGUCCAUGGUUCAGUGAAACAUAAACUCCACUGGGAUAUACCUGUUGAAGAAGUAGCAUAUGAUCCUGUUUUGAUCACUUUAACAGAGGGGCUGAGAGAAACAAAGCAUCCAUAUAUAUUUGUUGCACAGAUGGGCUUCAAGGAGCUCUUAGAAGUGUACGAGUCUUCAGAAAAAAUAUUGCCUGUGUUACCCAAGAUUAUAGCGCCUCUUAGAGCUGCAUUGAGUCACAGUGAUGGGCAAGUAUUUGAAGGUUCAUUGAACUCUGUAGUUCAGCUCAGUGCUGCUGCUGGAGCACACCUGAAUCCACAUCUCAAACAACUCCUUGGUUGUAUGUCCAAGAGAUCAAUGGAGAAGAAGUAUAAAGACAAAGUGGCAACAGCUUUACAACAAAUUGAACAGUCUUGUGGAAGAGAAAGCUUGCCAAUCAUCAAGGCCAAAGUGCCCACAUAUUCCUCUAUAUUUACAUAGUUACAGGCAGUGUAUUCUUACAGGAUAACAUCAUCAGGGGCUUGUAAGCAUUAUUUAUUGUUUUUAGUUAAUUGCCUGCUGAAACCCUCCAAGGAUAGUUGAAAUAAAUGGGAAUAAAUUGGGGUCAUAGCUGGUGAUGUGUUCAGGAGGUUUUGUAUCUAUUGUGCCUGUGCCUAGCGCAUUGGCUUUGCCCGUUACCUUUCAUAUUUGACGUCUGCUACAGGGAAUCAACCAUUUUGCAUCAUUUAAAAAACUACAUUUGUGCCAUUUGUAAUAUUUGUAUAUAACCAUAGACUCUGAUCUGUAAUUUAACAGUGAUAAAUUCAUUGUUGUUUUUUUUAACUGUUUGUAUAAUCUGAAUGGAUUUUACUAGCAUCGUACCUAGGCAUUAGGUACAGGGAGUGGAACAUUGCAUUGAUUCUAAAUUUUAUUUAAAGUGAUGCAGUGCACUUAUUUGUGUGAACAAUUUUUAGCUUUGUAAUGUCCUUUUCAAAUGAACACAUAAAUAGGACCAGAAAUUGUGUCAGAUACUAUCAUCGGCCAUUUUGUUGUUGUCGUAGAUUCCAUUGGAUGUUGAUGUAGCAGACUGGCUCAAUUUUUGUUAAGCUAAUCUUUGCUUUGAAAUUAUUGUAUAGUAUUGCGCUUUAUGAUUGUAGAUGUAAAUUACCAUAUUCUUUUACUUGCGUUGAUUUCAGCGAACAGAGUAUUUCUACAUGUUUUCUUAUAGUCUGUACUGGAUGCACAACUCAGUAGAAAAAUGUAGGAGCUAAACAGGGCCCUUAUUACUUUCUACAGUACUGUAAAAUACUUUAUUUUAGCGGAAUUAAUUUUUGCUGAAAAGACUUUUUGGGUGUUUUGUGUAGAAUUGAAAGUAAAAUAUAGAAAAAACAAAUAUAUUCACUGGAUUUUAUUUUCACUGACUCAUUCCUUCAGCAAAAUUAGCAAAAAUUAAUUCCAAGCAAAAAUAAAGUAUUUUACAGUAACUUGAAAUUAAGUAUUACGAGUGCACAUGCAUGUACUUAAAAUUGAGGAAAUGUGGUACAGUGUUAAUAUACUGUGUGAUGGUUGUAAAUUAUCUACUGUUAUGUUGAAUGUUUGAAUCGUAAUUAGGGGUGCCUAUGAAAUAUGACUGAAGCAGUAGAACAUGCACUCUAGCCCCAGUCUAUAUGCAUGAACCAAAAUAUUUUGAAAUUGCUUACAAAUGUUAGUUACUGUAUAACGAAAAUGCUUCUGGCUGGCUCCAUGCCUUAGGUAUAUGGAUUUAAGUGCUGUGGCAACUGCUUUACCUCUCUGACUGUGGACAAUAUUUGGUUAUCAAAUGUUUUUCACAAUAUCCACUCACAUAAGUGCAUGGAUCCUCUGUGUCUGCUCUGAUGUCUUCUGUUCAGAUAGUUAUGUCAAUGACUAGAUUGUCUUAACCUGCUCUUUAGUUAUACAUAAUCAUUUUUUUGUGUAUUUGUAUGAAAAAAGGUUGUUUUUGUUAUCCAAAGUCACAACUCCACUGCCACAUGUUUUGCAUAUAUGUGAUUUGUUUCUAUCAAGAAAAAAAUUCUAUCAUUCCAUCGUUUAUUUUUCACUGUUACAAUACAUGUACCGGUACUCCAUCAUUGAUUUGUUCUUGAUUUUUUUUUAAGAUUAAUUAUUCCUGCUUUAUUCUCAGUGUUUAUUCUCAAAGUUUUGUGUCUGCCUUUGCUUCUUUGUUUUCAAAGUCUUGAGCUCCAACAACUUUUUUUCUGGUUUACAAAUUAGUAUAUUCAAAGUCUCCUUGUUGCAUGGACUUGGAACAAAUUGUUUGGUCAGUACAUAUCAUGUUUUUUUAAGUUUUUGUGUUUUUUAGACCCUCU